UUGUUGUUUUUGUCCUUUGAUAGCUGUAAAGGCCCACUCUUUGUUUAUUUGACUCUGUUUGGACUUGGGAUUCCUACUCUCUUCCAAUUCAUUCCUUCCCUUUUAACCCAACUCUUUACUUUUGGCUAAAGAAAUCUCUCUUCUCCCCCCAAAAUGGACCUGCUUUGGUAGACAACCACUCAACCCUGUUUGUAUUCUACCCCCUCUUCUGCCAUGCCUCCUGCUGGGAAGGUUUCUGAGUUCUUCAGAAAGGGCAAUGACUGGUUUUGCAAAGCUGGAUUGCCGAGUGAUAUUACCGUUGUGGUGGAUGGUGUAAGCUUUCAUCUUCAUAAGUUUCCACUCAUAUCAAAAUGUGGGAAGAUAGCACGUGUAUAUGAAGAGUCAGAAAGGAAACAUGAGAAGAUUUUCAGUACAGUUCUUGAGGAUUUCCCUGGCGGCCCUGACGUGUUCCUGAUCGCAGCUAAAUUCUGCUAUGGUAUGCGGGUGGAAUUGACUUCUAGAAACAUAGUAAUGGUGUACUGUGCAGCGGAUUACCUUGAAAUGAUAGACGAGUUUGGAGACGAAAACUUACUCUCGAGGUCAGAGAGUUUUUUCUAUAAGCAUAUACUUCACAACUGGAAAGAUUGUAUCUUGGCUCUUCAAAGUUCUGAGCCUGUGUUCCAAAGGGCAGAAAAGCUUCGCAUAAUAAACAGAUGUGUAAAUGCUUUAUCAGUGAUGGUUUGCACAGAUCCUAGUUUAUUUGGAUGGCCGAUGAUGAUGUAUGGUAGCUUACAGAGUCCUGGUGGAAGCAUCCUUUGGAAUGGAAUUAAUACUGGAGCAAGGAUCCGAAGCUCUGAGUCUGAUUGGUGGUUUGAAGACAUCUCAUACCUCAGUGUGAGUUUGUUUGAGAGACUUAUCAAGGCAAUGGAAAUGAAGGGUAUAAGACCUGAAAACAUCGUAGGCGCUGUAAUGCACUAUACCAGAAAAUACCUACCUGGCCUAGGUAGAUGGCUGGGUGGACAACAUGGUAUACCCAGGACAGUUACAAGUUUUAGUUUUGCACCUAUUGCCCUUGAUCAAAGGGUAGUUUUAGAAAGCAUUGAAAAACUUCUUCCCCAGAAGAAGGGUAAAUCAUUUUGCCGGUUUUUGCUAGGACUUCUUCGUGUUGCAUUAAUAUUGGGGGUCAGUCAAACCUGCAAGGACUCUCUGGAGAAGAGAAUAGGGAGGCAACUGGAAUUUGCAACUUUAGAUGGUCUUCUGAUCCCCACAUAUUCAGAUGCUGAGACAUUGUAUGAUACUGACACUGUUCAGCGGAUAAUCCAACAUUUCAUGUCAUCAGAAUUGAAAGUUACACCAUUUUCUCCAGCAUCAGUUGAACUGGAAAUAUCUCCAUCAUCCGAACCAUUAAGGUUAGUUGCAAAGCAGAUUGAUAGCUACAUUGCGGAGGUCGCAUCAGAUGUAACUCUAAAGCCUGGAAAGAUACGCUCUCUUGCAGAGGCUCUUCCAGAAUCUUCAAGAACUUUGCAUGAUGGGCUGUAUAGGUCACUUGAUAUAUACUUCAAGGCACAUCCUUGGCUCUCAGAUAAGGAGAAGGAAGAACUUUGCAACAUCAUUGACUUCCAGAAACUCUCUAUUGAUGCAUAUGCCCAUGCAUCCCAAAAUGAUAGGUUGCCGCUUAGAGUUGUUCUUCAAGUCCUGUUCUUCGAGCAGAUGCAUUUGAGAACUGCUCUAGCUGGUCAUUUGAAUGUCUUAGAAACUGAAAGUGCCCCUGCAGGUCCUGCUAUUGCCCAAGGUGACAUGGCUGGCCAGAUUAUACAGAGGGAUGGGUGGGUGAAUAUGGUGCGUGAGAACCGGGUUUUAAAGGUGGAUAUGGACAAAAUGAGAUCUAGAGUUGGUGAGCUUGAACAAGAAUUUAGUAAAAUAAAGCAAGAGAUGAAAAAGGUGACCAAAUCACAUAGUUCAAUCAGUUCGCCUCAUGUGGUUGCCAGGAGAAUUGGUUGCAAUCUUCUUUCGCGACCUUCAGAUGCGAAACUAGAUACCAUUGGAAGUACUGGGCCCUCCCCAAGAGCAUCAGUUGAGCAGGGGCGUUUUUCCUGCCAUUCUAGACACAAUAAAAGUUUCUCAUUGUUCUGAGAGAUAGUACAAAGAAAUCGGAAGGCUGCCAUUUGUGCUUGGUGUUCCGGUUGGUCCUGAGGAGAUAUUGGAGAAAGGAAGAAAUUCCACAGUUAACAUCACUGUCAAAACCUUUGGAACGUGUUGCGCGUCCUUCACAUUUCUGUGAACCAACCGGAAUGGUUUCAGCAGUGUCUGGAGGAGGACGGUACAACUUUUUUCAUACUACAGAAGACUGUCUUUUUUAUGGUUGGUUUUUGUUCAAGCAUGGAGAGAUCUUCUUUCCGGGUGGUGAUUGGCAGUAAAAGGUUAAACUCACAAAAAUGAGGUAAGAAGAGUACAGGUAUACAUGUAUAUAUGUAACAUAGAAUGCUGCUAAUCCGAACUCAGAAUGUGAUCUCCAGAUCCCAGGGUUGAUAUUUGGUACAUAUCUAUAAGUUAUACACAUAGUUUCCCAUAGAUUAAAGGAAUUGUUGUUCUUGAGUUUUUGAUCUUUAGUUUAACAGUGAGUUUAUACAUGUACAUCUGCAAGAGUCGAGUUGUAACUUGUUAGUCUGGAAUUAACAAUGGAAAAUAUUAGUGGUAUUGUUAUGUUUGAAAAUUGAUUGGCUUGCAUUUUAGUCAUUUGAAAUUUUUUGAUUCUGUAUCUGUAAUCACGUUUUGCAUUAUAGUCCCAGAUUCAUGAUAUGAUAUCCAGCAACGCAGGCUUGGCUGUAAGG
Molecule: messenger RNA, 2810 nt
Organism: Argentina anserina (silverweed cinquefoil)
Lineage: Eukaryota; Viridiplantae; Streptophyta; Magnoliopsida; Rosales; Rosaceae
Product: BTB/POZ domain-containing protein At3g44820
Exons: 4
Coding region: 214-2112 (632 amino acids)
Molecular function (GO): protein binding
Source: RefSeq, a predicted model, not a curated record